Molecule: messenger RNA, 916 nt
Organism: Chrysochloris asiatica (Cape golden mole)
Lineage: Eukaryota; Metazoa; Chordata; Mammalia; Afrosoricida; Chrysochloridae
Gene: ARL8A
Product: ADP-ribosylation factor-like 8A
Exons: 7
Coding region: 151-711 (186 amino acids)
Biological process (GO): anterograde axonal transport; protein transport
Cellular component (GO): lysosomal membrane
Molecular function (GO): GTP binding; GTPase activity
Source: RefSeq, a predicted model, not a curated record
AGAGAGACCUCGGCCACCGCGUUCCAGCCUCCGCCCGCACCGAACAGCGGGACCCGGGCCGCACCGGGGAGGGGCCGCUCCGGGCCGCAGCGCUAGGGCAGCUAGGGGCAGACAGGGACCCGGCACCGGGUGGGGCCGGCGGCAGCGACCAUGAUCGCUUUGUUCAACAAGCUGCUGGACUGGUUCAAGGCCCUGUUCUGGAAGGAGGAGAUGGAGCUUACGCUGGUCGGGCUGCAGUACUCGGGAAAGACCACCUUCGUCAACGUGAUCGCGUCGGGACAGUUCAAUGAGGACAUGAUCCCCACCGUGGGUUUCAACAUGCGCAAAAUCACCAAAGGGAAUGUGACCAUCAAGCUCUGGGACAUUGGGGGACAACCCCGUUUCCGCAGCAUGUGGGAACGCUACUGCCGAGGAGUGAGUGCCAUAGUGUACAUGGUGGACGCCGCUGACCAGGAAAAGAUCGAGGCCUCCAAGAAUGAGCUUCACAACCUACUGGACAAGCCCCAGCUGCAGGGCAUCCCGGUCUUAGUCCUGGGUAACAAGCGAGACCUUCCAGGAGCAUUGGAUGAAAAGGAGUUGAUUGAGAAAAUGAAUCUGUCUGCCAUCCAGGACCGAGAGAUCUGCUGCUACUCCAUCUCCUGCAAAGAAAAGGAUAACAUUGACAUCACCCUCCAGUGGCUUAUUCAACACUCAAAGUCACGGAGAAGCUGAGACUUCGGCUCUUUCCCCAGGACCAAGGACCAUGGUCAUCCAAACCUGAAGCCGAGCUCCCCGCCCACUCCUAUCAACCCCCUAAGCCUGCCCUCCUUCACUCAAUGUGGGGAGGGCCCUCUGGGGAUCCCAGAGUCCUGUUCUGCUGAAGUUUGAACUCCUGUUUUUAUUGUAAAAUAAAUUGCCCCCCAUUCGGGUCCCCUAA